GGGAAAUUCAGGCAAUAGAAACGCGACACUUGUCAAGAUCACGUCGGCCGGCAACCGCUUGCAAUCUCCACGGAAAGGAAGCACAACGUUACUGCUGGAAGCAAGGAGCUCGAUAAAUAUCCCUCCCUCUCGCUAGCUCUCUCUCUCUCUCUCUCUCUCUCUCUCUCUCGCACUCCGUGCUUCGCUUCUCGCUCCCCACCGUCUUUCCGCCGAUGGAUCGCCUUUCUCACUUCCUCCUCUGCCUCCUGCUCCUUGUCGCGCCGCUAUCAGCUGCGGCGGCGUCUGCCGAGAUUCCCGAAGAGUCCGACGAUCCUCUGAUCCGCCAAGUCGUGUCAGGCGACGACGACGACGACGAGAUUCUUCUCAACCUCGACCACCACUUCUCCGCCUUCAAGGCCAAGUUCGGCAAAACCUACGCUUCCCUGGAGGAGCACGACUACCGAUUUGGCGUCUUUAAAGCCAACCUCCGCCGAGCUAGGCGCCACCAGCGCCUCGACCCCUCCGCCGUCCACGGCGUCACUCAGUUCUCCGAUUUGACACCCGCAGAGUUCCGGCGGAACUAUCUCGGCCUUAAGCCUCUCCGGCUUCCCUCCGACGCUCACACGGCUCCCAUCCUUCCCACUAACGAUCUUCCCACCGAGUUUGACUGGCGUGAUCACGGCGCCGUUACCGCCGUUAAAAAUCAGGGUUCUUGUGGAUCGUGCUGGUCUUUCAGUACAACUGGAGCAUUGGAAGGAGCUCAUUUUCUUGCGACCGGGGAGCUUGUGAGCCUGAGUGAGCAGCAGCUGGUGGAUUGUGACCAUGAGUGUGAUCCGGAAGAACGGGGCGCCUGUGACUCGGGAUGUGGUGGUGGGUUAAUGACCACUGCCUUUGAGUACACACUCAAGGCCGGUGGACUUGAGCGAGAGGAGGACUAUCCUUAUACAGGGACUGAUCGUGGUACCUGCGAAUUUGACAAGACCAAGAUUGCUGCAUCUGUAUCAAAUUUCAGUGUAGUUUCCCUUGAUGAGGACCAAAUUGCAGCAAAUUUGGUUAAGAAUGGUCCUCUUGCAGUGGGCAUCAAUGCAGUUUUCAUGCAGACAUACAUUGGUGGGGUUUCAUGCCCAUACAUUUGCUCAAGGCAUUUGGACCAUGGGGUGCUUCUGGUGGGGUAUGGUUCCUCUGGUUAUGCUCCUAUCCGCUUUAAGGAAAAGCCUUUCUGGAUCAUAAAGAACUCAUGGGGAGAAAACUGGGGGGAGAACGGAUAUUAUAAAAUCUGCAGAGGUCGAAAUGUAUGUGGAGUGGACUCCAUGGUCUCAAUGGUGGCUGCCAUCCAUACUACCACUCCAUAGAUUGUUAACCAGAUUUGGGGAGGUGUCAUCGUAUCAUGUUUAAGGUUUAUCGAUGUGCUUCUACUGUACAUAUAGUGGAAUUUGUAUUAUUACAAUCUAUCUACCCUAGGUUCAUUAUUAUGGUUGUGCUUAGGCAGGAAGAACAUGUCUUAAUCACAGGUGUUAGUAACAUGGCACUAUUAUUAUUAUUAUUAGUUUUAUUACCA
Molecule: messenger RNA, 1537 nt
Organism: Malania oleifera
Lineage: Eukaryota; Viridiplantae; Streptophyta; Magnoliopsida; Santalales; Ximeniaceae
Product: cysteine protease RD19A-like
Exons: 4
Coding region: 213-1331 (372 amino acids)
Cellular component (GO): lysosome
Molecular function (GO): cysteine-type endopeptidase activity
Source: RefSeq, a predicted model, not a curated record